Messenger RNA from Trichechus manatus latirostris (Florida manatee), 4980 nucleotides. RefSeq names its product nuclear factor of activated T cells 3 (gene NFATC3). NCBI's taxonomy places the organism in Eukaryota, Metazoa, Chordata, Mammalia, Sirenia, Trichechidae. Gene Ontology annotation, cellular component: transcription regulator complex. Gene Ontology annotation, molecular function: DNA-binding transcription factor activity, RNA polymerase II-specific; RNA polymerase II cis-regulatory region sequence-specific DNA binding; transcription factor binding. The record is from RefSeq and is a predicted model, not a curated record. The coding region runs from base 131 to 2212 and encodes 693 amino acids. The transcript has 9 exons. Gene Ontology annotation, biological process: cytokine production; regulation of transcription by RNA polymerase II; calcineurin-NFAT signaling cascade.
UGUGUAGAGACUGAUAUCCCUCUGAAAACAAGGAAGACAUCUGAAGAUCAAGCUGCCAUACUACCAGGAAAAUUAGAGCUCUGUUCAGAUGACCAAGGGAAUUUAUCACCAUCCCGGGAGACUUCAAUAGAUGAUGGCCUUGGAUCUCAGUAUCCGUCAAAGAAAGAUUUAUCUGGUGACCAAUUUCUUUCAGUUCCUUCACCUUUUACCUGGAGUAAACCUAAGCCUGGCCACACCCCUAUAUUUCGACUGGCCUUUACCAACUCAUUUUGGACAAUGUGAACUGAAAAUAGAAGUGCAACCUAAAACUCAUCAUCGAGCCCAUUAUGAAACCGAAGGGAGCCGAGGGGCAGUAAAAGCAUCUACUGGGGGACACCCUGUUGUGAAGCUCCUGGGCUAUAGUGAAAAACCGAUAAAUCUGCAGAUGUUUAUUGGUACAGCAGAUGACCGAUAUUUACGACCUCAUGCAUUUUACCAGGUGCAUCGAAUCACUGGGAAGACUGUUGCUACUGCAAGUCAAGAGAUAAUAAUUGCUAGCACAAAAGUUCUGGAAAUUCCACUUCUUCCUGAAAAUAAUAUGUCAGCCAGUAUUGACUGUGCAGGUAUCUUGAAACUCCGCAAUUCGGAUAUAGAACUUCGAAAAGGAGAGACUGAUAUUGGCAGAAAGAAUACUAGAGUACGACUUGUGUUUCGUGUACACAUCCCACAGCCCAAUGGAAAAGUCCUUUCUCUGCAGACAGCUUCUAUACCUGUUGAAUGCUCCCAGCGGUCUGCUCAAGAACUUCCUCAUAUUGAGAAGUACAGUAUCAACAGUUGUUCUGUAAAUGGAGGUCAUGAAAUGAUUGUGACUGGAUCUAAUUUUCUUCCAGAAUCCAAAAUCAUUUUUCUUGAAAAAGGACAAGAUGGACGACCUCAAUGGGAGGUAGAAGGGAAAAUAAUCAGAGAAAAAUGUCAAGGGGCUCACAUUGUCCUUGAAGUUCCUGCAUAUCAUAACCCAACAGUUACAGCUGCAGUGCAGGUGCACUUUUAUCUUUGCAAUGGCAAGAGGAAAAAAAGCCAGUCUCAACGUUUCACUUACACACCAGUUUUGAUGAAACAAGAACACAGAGAAGAGAUUGACUUGUCUUCAGUUCCAUCUUUGCCAGUUCCUCAUCCUGCCCAGACCCAGAGGUCUUCCUCAGAUCCAGGGCACCCACAUGAUAGUGUUCUGUCAGCACAGAGAAGCUUGGUUUGUCCUGUCCAGCAAGCAUAUGUAUCACUGGUAACCUCAUCCCAUCUGCCUCAGUUGCAAUGUAGGGAUGAGAGUACUGGUAAAGAACAACAUGUGAUGCCUUCUCCAGUCGUGCACCAGGCUUUUCAAGUCACGCCUACGCCUCCUGUGGGGUCUUCCUAUCAGCCUAUGCAAACUAAUGUGUACAAUGGACCAACUUGUCUUCCUGUUAAUGCUGCCUCUAGUCAAGAGUUUGAUUCAAUUUUGUUUCAGCAGGAUGCAGCUGUUCCUAGUUUAAUAAAUCUUGGCUGUCAACCACUGUCAUCCAUACCAUUUCAUUCUUCAAAUUCAGGCUCAACAGGACAUCUCUUAGCACACACACCUCAUUCUGUGCAGACCCCACCUCAUCUGCAGUCAAUGGGAUACCAUUGUUCAAAUGUAGGACAAAGAUCUCUUUCUUCUCCAGUGGCUGACCAGGUCAAGGGGCAGCCUUCCCCUCAAUUACAACCCAUUGCAUAUGGUCCUUCACGUUCAGGGUCUGCUACAACAGCUCCCCCAGCAGCCUCUCAUCCCCUGGCGAGUUCACCACUCUCUGGGCCACCAUCUCCUCAGCUGCAGCCUAUGCCUUACCAAUCUCCUAGCUCAGGAACUGCCUCAUCACCGUCUCCAGCCACCAGAAUGCAUUCUGGACAGCACGCAACUCAAGCACAAAGUACAGGCCAGGGAGGUCUUUCUGCACCUUCAACCUUAAUAUGUCACAGUUUGUGUGAUACAACUUCAUUUUCACCUGACGGAGCAACUAUAAGCAUUAAACCUGAACCUGAAGAGCAGGAACCUAACUUUGCAACUAUUGGUCUACAGGACAUCACUUUAGAUGAUGUGAACGAGAUCAUUGGGAGAGACAUGUCCCAGAUUUCUGUUUCCCAAGGAACAGGGGUGAGCAGAGAGGCUCCCCUCCCGAAUCCCGAGUCCCUGGAUUCAGGAAGACCCGACGGGCUCUAACCGUUCUCAACUGCAGCUUUGUGUCCCUAUACUUCUCUCCUUGGACCUGUUGGACUUCCAACUCUGCGGUCUUUGGGACUAGCACCAAGAGUUGAGGUCACCACUCGUGCGGAAAGCGUCAGUCCUCCGCCUCAGGCCUUGGGUAAAUUUUGUGAAAGAACAAGGAGCAGCAUAGGCUGUUUGAGCUUCGGGGAAAUGAGCUUUUGCUUUUUGUAUUUAAAUAGGAUACUUUUAUAUGAUGGGUGCUUUUGAGUGUGAAUGCAGCAGGCUCUCCGUUUCAGAGGUGCUGCUUUUGCAGGUGACCUGGUUACUUAGCUAGGAUUGGUGAUUUGUACUGCUUUUUGGUCAUUUGAAGGGCCUUUUAGCUUUGAUGAUGUUUUUAAAAUAGGAACUUUUGAUAAAACCUUCCAGAGGCAAACAAAAAGAAAAAAAUAUAUAUCCUAAGCCCAUGCCUGUGGCCUCAGAAACUCAGCAUGUGUCCUGAAGCCUUUCAUAGAUUCAUAGGAAGUAAAGCCAAAUGUAGCUCAUACCUCUUUAUAAAAGUAAACUGUUGUUAGAUAGAAUGAGAAGAGACCAUUCCAUCAUUGAAGUGUUGGAAUAUAAAGACAUUCCAGAGCAUAGCCUUUUUUGUAACUUUCUAGGUAACCUUCCUGCAGUCUCUCCAUACUGGCUCCAUGUUGAAAUUGCUUUUUUCCCGCAGGACCUUAGGUAAGAUGGCUACAUGUAAGGUGACUUUGAAAGGUGGGUUUCAGCUUGGUAGCUUUCCUUUCUUGCCAUCUUAGAAAUAAGUAGGCUGUGGAGUGCUCUUCCUGUUUGUAUCCUUUGGUCCCAGAACUUUUCCCAGGUGGGAGCACCAGCCUUUGUCUAUUCUGUCACCUUUGAAGCCAGUCUCAUGAUGGUUUAGGUAAUUUUGCUGGUUCUAACUGACCUCUAGAUGCCAGGGUGUGUCAGGAGCUAAGCACAUAUAAGCUAUGCUUCAGGACAGGAGUAGAGAAAAUGUAGGACUCCACAGGGAAACUUGUAAGAUUCACAGUGGCAUGGAAAGCUUCCCCCAUUCUGUUUACAGCCUGAAAUGAUUCUGGCCCACCCUCACUGGUCUGCAUGGCCUGGAAACCAACUUUUUCCCUAAAAGGCUUUGAGGCAAAUCUAGAAAUGAGGUGGUAUGACAGACCUAACCCUCCACACCAAAGAUGCCCUGGUGCUGCUGCUGGUGAGACUGGCACCCAAGGCAGGGGCCAGCAAGAAACCCCAGCCUGCUGUCUACCAAAGGAGGUACCCGAGGUGGGUACCUUUUUCAAACCCUGCCUUCACCCCUCCCCCUAAUGGGAUCAGUUACCUGUUCCAAGGCCUGGGCCUCUUUUAAAGCCCCUGAAGUGUACAGCCUGUUUUCAAAUGAAAUAACAUACGUUCACUUAUUCAGGAAGCAAAUUUAUUGAGUGCCUACAUGUGAGACAGUAUGGUGUGCUGGUCAAAGGCUUGGUAUUAUUACUCCAGGGGAUUGUAGGCCUUAGAUGCCAGGACUCUUUGCAGAACCUAAGUGAGGCCUGGGCUGAGGGAGCCUGUCUGUUGCUCUCUCUAGUCAGCCAGGUGGGACCUUUUGACCCAGGAUGAGGAAGUAUGGUCUUUUUUUCUUUUUGAAUCCAUGAUGUUUUAGAUUUCCCCCUUAAAACUAGUUAGAAAAAAAAGCCCUUCAGCAAAUCACUGUGGCCCCUCUUAGAGCUGUUGUUUUCAUUUUUUCUUUGAAAGUGAGUUUUGUAUCAAAGUGUGGAUAGUGAGAUUUGCUUCAGGGCCUGUGGUAGGAAGCCCACAGCUUCCUUGGCCCAGGUUAGUGGUAGGGGGCUGGCCUCUCUGAUGAAGUUCGAGAGAGAAGGCCAGACUUGCCUCCACGCUCCUGUCCCUGGUGUAGCUGCCUCACAUGGGGUUCUUGCAAGAACUCCCCUUGCAAGACCCUUUUGGGGGUUGCUCUGCUGCCCUCAAAAAUAAAAGCCUUUAUGAUCCAGAGUUGCUAUGCACCAAAUUUUGAUGCCUUUUAAAUACCUUGAUGCCUGUAGCACUAGAAAUGCUUUCCUAUUUAAAAUAAAAGUCAAAUUUUAAAAUACAGCUUUGUAUACUAUGUAAGCUGUUUUGUAUCGGCUUUGUAAAAGUUUUGGUGUAAGAGUCUAUUUUUUGGCGCUGUAGAUAAACGCUUAAAUUUUUGUGCAGCGUAGUGGUGUUAAAGCACACAUCAUCCAUUGGACUAUGCAAAUUGUUUUCCAGUAGCAGCACUGAGCAACGGGUCAUGUGAUAGCACCCAUCCCUUCCCUUCCAACCCAUGCUAGAUCUUGGGUUGAGGAAGGGGAUGAAUAGCCUUCAGCUUACUGGAGAUGCAGAGAAAUUAGACUGAAAGAACAGAUGUCUGAGUUCAUGUGUGGUGCUGCUGCCCAGUGUGCAACCCACCCACCCCCAGGACUUGCCAGUAGCACCAGAGCUCUGCUGGGCUUGGCUGUGAAGCCCUGCUUUUGAUAUUCAGAACAGACUGUCAUCGUCAAGAAUAAGAUGGGCUCAAGUUGAAACCUUGUAUUUUUUAAAAUGGAUAUUCAGUUAAGAACUGGUUCUCAGUUAUGUUUACAACACUUGGGAUUGUGUUUUCUUUUACAGUUUGUAUUUUAAAACCUUUUAUAGGAGUGCAGUGCUCCUUACACAAAUACAAAGGGAAGAAGAGCCAGCAGUUCAGGCUCCUCAGUUGUAGUGCUGAAAUAAUAAACGGUGAUAGGUCAACAGUCUCCUUU